Coprinopsis cinerea okayama7#130 is the source of this 459-nucleotide messenger RNA. RefSeq lists its product as hypothetical. The transcript has 2 exons. Lineage: Eukaryota; Fungi; Basidiomycota; Agaricomycetes; Agaricales; Psathyrellaceae. Bases 1 to 459 code for a protein of 152 amino acids. The record is from RefSeq and is a predicted model, not a curated record.
AUGGAGGACAACCUUCCCCUCUGGCGAUACGAAACUGCACUCCCCUCUCAGUCUCAUGGUUCCAAGAAGACGAGGUCACGAAUUCCUCUCGGUAGAGAGGGAGAUGUUUGCUUCGUGAAUAGGAAGCUCGUUUUGUCUCGAACCCUUUCUUUGCCUCGAGAUACGUCAGAGGAAUUUAACGAGUGCGAAUUCUUCGAGAGUUUGUCAACCUCACCUUCCCGGCGCGACGAACCGAUUACCGUCAAUCUGGCAGAUUUCCCUAUUCGAGUCAUGAAGGCCAAAGGUAUCAAACGCGACUACGAGUUCGUCGACAAAGUCCAAGCAGUCUAUGCCUUGGACGAUGAUGCCAUCAGCAUGAUGUCUGAGGAGGACUGGGAGGAAAUCUUUGCAGAGACACGCGUCGUAUCGACUUCGGCGAGGAAGCCGUAUUCGCAUGUCGUCAAAGGAGGCGGCGGGUAA